This is a messenger RNA of Durio zibethinus, 1946 nucleotides long. RefSeq names its product pectin acetylesterase 8-like. Gene Ontology annotation, molecular function: pectin acetylesterase activity. NCBI's taxonomy places the organism in Eukaryota, Viridiplantae, Streptophyta, Magnoliopsida, Malvales, Malvaceae. Gene Ontology annotation, biological process: cell wall organization. Gene Ontology annotation, cellular component: plant-type cell wall. The record is from RefSeq and is a predicted model, not a curated record.
AUUUCAAAACUGGAAAGAAAAGAAACAACAAAAAAGAUUAAAAUUUUCGGACUUUCUUGCUAUUGGCGUUUUUAAGCGAAUCGGUGCCGGCUCUCGGGCUCUGUUCUAUGCUCAAACUGGAAGUCCUUUUUGUUGCCUUCAAACAAGGUCCAAAAAGACACAACUAGCGGCACUUACACUUUCCACUUUUCACUCAUUAAAAAAAAACCCCACUGUUUCCCAACUUUUCCCUUCUCUUCUCUGCUUCCUUGUAUACGCAUACAGUACUACUUUCUUCUCGUAUUUGUAUUGGUUUAUAAUUCAGACUCCUGCAUUUCAUUUCACCAUCUCUUGGUUGGAACUGAAAUGCUGUGAGCACAGACACAGAACUGGAUUAAGAGCUCCAUCACAUUCCCUCCAAAGCGGUUCCCUCCCAUCCCAUCUUCAUCUCUUUGUUCAGUCCUCUUCUUUUUGCUUGCAGUUGCAGUCAUCUGGAGACAUACAAUUCUUACCAGCUAUUCUAUCAGUGAAAAUGGUGGAUACAAGAUCCUGGCAAUGGUUAUAUCUUCUUGUUUCGGGACUGCUGUUGUUCAAAACACAAGGAGGUUACAUCCAAAUUACCUAUGUUCAAAGUGCAGUAGCAAAAGGAGCCGUUUGUCUGGAUGGAAGCCCGCCAGCUUACCAUUGGGAUAGGGGGUUCGGAACUGGAAUUAAUAGUUGGUUAAUUCAGCUUGAGGGAGGAGGAUGGUGCAAUAAUGUGACUAGUUGCCUGGUUCGUAAAAAUACCCAUUUAGGUUCCUCCAAGAGAAUGGUCAAGCAAAUUCCUUUCUCUGGCGUAUUGAACAAUAAACAUCAAUUCAAUCCAGACUUUUACAAUUGGAAUAGAGUCAAAGUCAGGUAUUGUGAUGGAUCAUCAUUCACAGGCGACGUGGCAGCAGUCAAUCCAGUUACUAAUCUUCACUUCAGAGGUGCGAGGGUCUGGCUUGCUGUCAUGGAGGAUCUGUUGGGAAAAGGAAUGAGAAGUGCUGAAAAUGCUGUUCUUUCAGGAUGUUCGGCCGGCGGAUUGGCGUCCAUUUUGCAUUGUGAUAGCUUUCAAGCCCUCCUAACUAUGGGUACUAAAGUUAAAUGUCUUUCAGAUGCUGGUUAUUUUAUCAAUGCGAAGGAUGUGUCUGGAGGACAUUAUAUUGAAUCCUUCUUCAACCAAUUAGUAGCAACACAUGGAUCAGCAAAAAAUUUGCUUCCAUCCUGCACUUCAAGAAUGAGACCUGCUUUGUGUUUUUUCCCACAAUACAUGGCACAGCAAAUACAAACACCUCUUUUUAUUAUCAAUGCAGCAUAUGAUUCGUGGCAGAUACGAAACACUUUGGCACCGGUCAUUGCUGAUCCGAGUGGCUACUGGGAGAGCUGCAAGCUUGAUAUAAAGAACUGCUUGCCCAGCCAAAUCAAAACCAUGCAAAACUUCAGGUUGCAAUUCUUAGUUGCACUACUUCGACUAGGCAAGUCUGCAUCAAGAGGAAUGUUUAUAGACUCUUGCUAUGCCCAUUGCCAAACUGAGAUGCAAGAAUUAUGGCAAAUGUCAGACUCGCCACUGCUGAAUAAAACCACAAUUGCCAAGGCAGUUGGAGACUGGUUUUACGACCGGAAUUCAUUUCAAAAGAUAGAUUGCCCUUAUCCUUGCAACCCCACUUGCCACAACCGUGUUUAUGACCCACAGGCACAUUUAAACUACCCCGAAUUAUAGAUUUUCUCCGUCUACCUACAUACAUUCAUCUACAUAGAUAGUAGCAGUAUUAAUUUUUUUUUUAAUAUUAUAUAUAUAGAAAUGAUUUAGCUGGAAUCGUGAAAUGAAAUUUACCAUUGGUCAAGUCCUCCAAAUAAACAAAGACCACCACUGCACUGAACUUGUGUGUUGGGUGGCUCCAUUUUUUGUGUAUUCAAAUUAUUAUUUCUUAAUAAAUUACCUUGUU